This is a messenger RNA of Triplophysa rosa, 1823 nucleotides long. RefSeq names its product solute carrier family 2 member 11, like (gene slc2a11l). Gene Ontology annotation, biological process: monosaccharide transmembrane transport. Gene Ontology annotation, molecular function: hexose transmembrane transporter activity. Gene Ontology annotation, cellular component: membrane. Bases 1 to 1557 code for a protein of 518 amino acids. The transcript has 11 exons. The record is from RefSeq and is a predicted model, not a curated record. Lineage: Eukaryota; Metazoa; Chordata; Actinopteri; Cypriniformes; Nemacheilidae.
AUGUUCUCUAUUGAAUUACGUGCUGGGUAUAAUCUGAAUAAUAUAACUCAUGUUUUUUCUCUCCAGCUGAGAAGUCCUGUGCUCCUUGCAGUCAUUUUGAUUUCAGGAAUCGGAGGAACCUUCCAGUAUGGCUUUAAUAUCUCCGUACUGAACUCGCCAUCGGUUUUUAUUAAAAACCUGGUGAACAGCACCUGCCAGCAGCGUUACGGCCGCUCUCUCGAGCCCUGGGAGCUGACCCUCAUCUGGUCCUUCAUCGUGUCCAUAUACUGCAUCGGUGGACUGAUCGGCACCCUCUCCGCUGGACGUCUGGCAGCAGUGUAUGGAAGGAAGAAAACGCUGCUGUUAAACAACGUGGUGGCAAUCUGUGGUGCCGUCCUAAUGUUGUUGAGUAAAACCACACUCUCAUUUGAGAUGAUCAUUGUGGGACGUAUCGUAUAUGGCAUUAACGCUGGUGUGAGUUUGAUCGUCCAUACUCUUUAUAUACUGGAAUGCGCCCCAAAGAGGUUGCGUGGGAUGGUUGGUGUUUCUGUCGCUUCUUUCGUCUCAUUGGGGAAGUUCUCCGGACAGCUGCUAGGAAUCAGUGAGCUGCUGGGCACUGAGGAGCGCUGGAUCUGGUUGCUGGCCUUCAGCGGGGUGACCGGUCUUCUCCAACUGCUCACCUUGCCUUUUUUCCCUGAGUCCCCGCGGUACCUCCUGCUGGAGAGGGCGGACCGUCACGGCUGUGAGAUGGCUUUACGCAGGCUCUGGGGAGCUACAAAGGACCCCAAACCAGAGAUGGAGGACAUGUUGGCUGAAGACGCUGCCCUGAAGGGCGUGAAGAUCCACAGACUCAUGGACCUCUUCCUCGACGUCAAUGUCCGCUGGCAGCUCCUCACCGUCAUCGUCACUUUCGUCACCCUGCAGCUCUGCGGCAUCAACGCCGUUUAUCUCUAUUCAUUUGAUGUGUUUCAAGCGGCUGGUAUUCCCAAUGAGAACCUGCACUAUGCUGCCUUAGGAACAGGGCUGUGCGAAAUUUCCACCUCCAUCGCCUGUGUGCUGAUCAUUGAGAGCACAGGAAAGAAGGUUCUUCUCUUUAGGGGUUACCUGGGCAUGGCAGCAGCGCUGGCCCUGCUUACAAUCACACUCUACCUCCAGGAGUUUGUGUCCUGGAUGUCAUACUGCAGCAUGGUCCUCAUUUGUAUCUACAUUUUGUUCUUCUCCACGGGGCCAGCGGCGGUAACAGCUCCACUGCCUGGCGAGAUAUUCACACAGUCUUAUAAACCAGCAGCGUUCACUGUGGCAGGCACCCUUAACUGGGUCGGACUUUUUUUGGUGGGCAUGUUGUUUCCACUCAUAGUGAAGCAUUUGGAUUAUUUCUGCUUCCUCAUCUUUUUUGUGUUCUGCUUCUUCUCCGGUGUGUUCGUUUGGUUCAACGUGCCGGAAACCAAGAAUAAAACUGUUCUGGAGAUCACGGAGGACUUUAAUAAAAUGCACCAGAAACCCAGACGCUCCCUCGAGUCCAAACUGAGCUCCGUACACAUCAAUGACAUCCAGGCCGCCGUAUCUACCAAGCUUUAAUACAGAUGUAUCAGUCAUUUAAUAUCAAAUCUGAGGCUGACCAAUAACAAUCCAAUAUACACCCAAUAAUCAUUCCUUGUUUUGAUGACCAUGCGCUUGGUUUUGCGCUCUUGUUCGUGAAAUCUUAAAGCAAACUCUAAGCAACGUCCCAUUUGUAAACCCAAAAUCCAAUUUCAAUUAUAGGCACUAUAACUGUUGAAUCAAUAGAUUUGUACUUUGUCAUGCUAAGGGACGCAAUUCCGAUUUGGCCUGAUACAGUUGUCGAG